Molecule: messenger RNA, 701 nt
Organism: Tripterygium wilfordii
Lineage: Eukaryota; Viridiplantae; Streptophyta; Magnoliopsida; Celastrales; Celastraceae
Exons: 1
Coding region: 55-513 (152 amino acids)
Source: RefSeq, a predicted model, not a curated record
UCAUUAUAUACACAAUUCACUCACUUCUAUCACACAAAAAACUGAUUUUUUAAUAUGGAAGAGAUUUCACCAUUGAAGGAGCACAGCCAAGGAUCAGAUGAUAUUGAUGACUAUGUUGUUGAAGAUGAAUCACCAAGUGGGUGUGCUUGUUUCAAGUUCUUUAGCUUCAAGAAUCAUCGUCGAAGCAACGACAACAACGAAUAUAACCAUCUAUUGAACCAGAGAGAAGAAAACAGAGAGGGAUGGUGGGCGGAGAAACUGAGGAAGGUGAAGGAGACUACAGAGUUGGUGGCAGGACCAAAGUGGAAGAAUUUCAUUAGAAAGAUUGGUGGAUAUUUCAACAAGAAGAGGUUGCAGAGGAAUAAUAAGUUUCAGUACGAUCCACAGAGUUAUGCUCUGAACUUUGAUGGCGGUAUUGAUGAAGAAGAAGAUGAUGAUUUGAUUCGCGGCUUCUCUGCGAGGUUUGCUCCACCCUUUUCCGCUGAGAAACAGAGAGGAUCUUCUGGGUUGUGAUCGAUGGGACGGAAUUGGAAAUAUGAACAUACGUAUCUCUACAUUCAUUGGGCUUUAAUAUUCAUUGAUUCAUUUAUGGUAGAUUACUGUUAUUAUUCAUUGAAUUUCUCUUUUGAGAACAUUUGUUGAUUUCUUCCCAUUGCAAGUUAAUUUGAACAGAAAUGGAUACAAGUCAUAGUUGAUCAAAA